CAGCGGCACAAAAACUUUGGAAAGUCCUGACACCGUUACAUUGCCGAGUGUCGCUGUCACCUCCUCGCCCGUGGAUUAUCGAGCCUGCACUCCUUUUUAAAGACGCCUCCUCACCCGAAAACCAUCACUGCUCUGCUGCUUGACAAGGACACUUCAGCCGCUUCCCACUGAGUGCCUUCAAACCCCAGAGACCCAGACUCAGCUUCCACCGUCGCCUCAAACAUAAACUUCCCAGACAUGGAGGGUCACAUGGUGCGCCUUGCCCUGCUUCUGUGCAUCACUGUUGCAGCCUCUGCCUCAAGUCUAACAUGUGAUCCAACAAAAAAUGACAACCCAUGGUUUCAUGUGAGAGAGAUGCAAACUGGCUGCUGGACCAGCUUCGUCACAGAGGACAAGGCGGAGGUCCACAUCCUUCACUUUACUGCCACGGUUCAGAAGAUAAUCCCUCUUCAUAUGCCAAACGCUAAGCCAAUGAACCUCAUUCUUACGUCGCCAGACGUAGUUUAUGUUUUCUUCAACAUCAGCGCAGAUGUAAACAUUUAUCUGAACAGUAACUCCACAAUCACUGCUUAUAGUAAUGAACACAAAAACAACAUUUACAAGCAAGAUAUCCCCACUCAAAACGAGGACCUGGUCGAGUGGGCGACACGGAAGUUUGGCGGCGUGACCUCGUUCACAACAGUCCAAAAUCUAAUACAAAUGUCCACAACCGGAACAGCAGGAACCACACCUGGCUCUCGCCAUUGCACGCUUAGAAAUGAAGACGCAUUCGAGAAACACUUCAUGGAGAUUACAAAUGGACCCUCUGCUACUUCAUCCACGUCUUGCUCCCCUCAGCAGCAGGAGAACUCCAGUGAUGAAGUGGAGCUUCACAUCAUAAACAUCCCGGAGAAUGCCCGCGUUUGCGAUGUGUCACUUCGCAUGGAUACAAAGAUGAUCAGGGUUUACUUGAGGGGCCCCCAGGGGACAGCAUGGACCAUUCUCAAUGCACAGUACACCAGGUUUGCUUCUAACAAUGACGUCCUGCUGCCCAGCUUCACUCGUGGAACACCAUUACAUACACUGAACAGUGACAAUGCAACUGAGGUCCAGAACAAGGUUAUGGAGAUCUUUAAUGUCACUACUUUCACUAGUUAUACUGAACUCAGACCAGCGGACUCUUCAAUCUUGCUGGUGCUUGUAAAAAAGGACAACCCUACAGUAACGACAACACCACUGGCACCGUUCAUUCCCAUAACAACGACUGCUUCAAAUCAGAUGCUGUUGAUGCAGUUGUACACGUCCCCAGAUUUCCGCUCUCCCCUAGACCCCAACACCAAGGUACAGAGCGACAAGAGAAUUUAUGCCGAGAUUUCUGGUCACGCUUACGGGGGGAUCAAGUUGACCAUCAAAGUGACCAGUUGCUUUGUUUACUCUAAGCACUCGUCCUCUGUGGUAAAAGAGCUGCCCUUCAUUCCAGAGACCUGUUCCCCCAACUCUUGUCCCAACAGCACCCGACUGAGCUUUUCACUAGAUCAGCUGCAAGAGGUGACCUCCACCUCAUGGGACCUGGAAUGCUCAGUCAAACUAUGCCACGGUGAGCAAUGUGCAGAUGCAGGAAGAGUGAAUGGAAAUCUGGAGGUCACCCAGCCGUGUCUGCAACCACCGACCCCACCGUGCUUUGAUUUUGGCCUACCUGGUGUUCUUGGCAUUGCAUUUGGAGGAUUCCUGAUUGGAGUAUUACUUAUUGGAGCACUGUGGUUUAUCAAAAUAAAAACAGGAUACCCAACUGGAUUAGACAUGAGCUCAACAGCAGCAAGUCUUCCCGGAUGCCCCUGCUCUGGAGCCAAACGACAACCAGUUUCUAACAACCCGUCCCCCUCUGAGAACAGCAGUGCUAAUGCAAGCAUUGGAAGCACCCAGAGCACACCGACCAGCAGCAUGGCAUGAGACUAAGCUAAUCGUCACCACCAACAGAGCCACCAUCUCCCUCCAAAGUCAUCUGUACGGGUUUUGUGCUUUUGUUUUCCCUGAUAAUGCUUAAAAAGCAUCUCCCCUCUGUGCCCUCCUUAAAUUCCCAUUAGAAAAAGCACAACCCACCGGGCUGGGGGACAAAUAACAGGAGUCUAUUCUGUGGCUUCUGACGCUCACCUCUGCAGAUUCUCUGUCAAGCUCGUAGACAGGAAGUUAAAUAGGGCAAGAGGGAAAAAAAAUUCUCCCAGCAACAGGAAAAACAAACCAUAUCCCCCAAGAGCUAACAGGAAAUUCACUGCAUUCCUUUAGAUGAAUUGUACUUGUGUGAUGGCAGCACAAUAAUAGUUAGACAGGAGACAAACCAGUCAAAAGACUGACUUUGAAAAACAGAUGAAAAGCUGUUUUGCAUUCACAUCUAAGCCACCGGAGUACAAAGGCCCUUUGGUUAGGUCAGUCCAAAAACGUUAUCCGCAACACCUCGGGAACUGGAAAGCUCCAGAUGUGAGGAUUUCUCAUACAAUUAAAAUGGUCACUUUGAGGGUUAUUUGUCCUAAUUGGAGUUCGAGGUCAAGGGUUAACAGCUACCUCCUAUUGCGAAGAAGUCUGGUGCUAAGUUUAAACUUAAGACCAGAUUUCUCUGUUGAAUUUAUCUUACUUUCUGACUCUUUCAUGUUUUUUGUUUUUUUUUCUUUGCUGUAGGAUCUUACAGCCGACCCACUGGGUCAUUUGUAGCUAACAAAACAAAGUUAUGGUUCCACUCUCAUGCGAUGCAAAAAAACUGAAUCAGAGCUUUCACAUUUAUGUUCUAGUCCCAUCCCACUGUUUGUUUGUUUUUUUUGUUAUUAAGGUAAGAGCAACAAUAAGAAACUAUGUUCAUGGGCCAAACAUAGCAAUCAACCAUUAAGUAAUGAGGAAGGAAAUAAUCACUUGUGUUAUGUACAGCACCGCACAGAUGUGUGGCUGCAUUCAGAGCCGAGUAAUGUUUCCAUAAGUAGGAGUUGGCAUCACAGUCGUGCACAUCAGUUUUCAGGACUCAAUCAUUUACUCACUCAUACUCGGUGAUGCCUGCAGGGUGGAGUUCCCCUAAAAUAGUCUAUCUGGAGGCUGAAUUCCAGUACUUUUCCUCUGAACACAGUGCAUUCACAUCAGAAUUAGCAACAAGUCCAUUACCACCACGUAAGAGUUUGUUGCGACAGCUUGAAAUCAAUGUUUCUAAUAAUACACACACACAUACAAUCAUGCACAGCAGUUAAGUGCUUUCCGGCCAGUUCAAAUACCAGCCUGCUGUUAAUAAUAAUCCAUCAUUCCUUCCCCCCAUAAUAUAAAGACUUUAUGUCUUUGACAUACAACCUGCUCACUCAUGUUUAAUGCCACUUUGACAAACAUAUGUAGAGCUGCCAACUUAAUGUGACCAAAAUAUCAUGGAACAAUACAGGUUCAAAUAUUGUGCUGUAAUAUUUGAUAUCUUGUAAUUAAAUGUGUGGUAUUUCAGGUAAUUUGGCAAAAACAAAGUGCCUACAUAGCGUUCGUCACCAGCUCUGGAUCUUUGAACUCAGUCGUAUAAUCACCAGUAACACAAAUAUGAAACCACAUCUUUCAUGUCACCAAAGUGCUUUAACCCCGUGAAAACUACUUUAAAACUUCGGUUUUCCACCUCUCGCAGAGCAUUUUGUUACGAUGUGGAAACUGUCACUUGAGAGAGAGAUGAGUUUGAUGAUAUAAAAUGAUUAACUUACAUCAGCUGCUGCAGUGCUAGCGCUAGACAGGGGCUGCAUAGGCGCCGCAUGGCGAGGACGUGCACGAGGGGCGAGAGUGGCGGUUGAUCCGUGAAACCACCGUUUGUUUUUACUGUUCAAAUGUAAAAUGUGUUUUUAUAUCUAUAUAUAUAUAUAUAUAUGUAUAUAUGGAUAUAUGUAUAUAUAUAUAUAUAUAUAUAUAUAUAUAUAUACAUAUAUGGUUUUUUUUUUGUUGCCACAAACAUUCACGUCACACGUUGAGCCUCAGUCAGUGUGUAUCUAAAGUACAUUACUUUGACACAAAUGCCUUUUAUAUGCAUAACAUAUACUACUCUAAUUGAUGCAUAUAUAUAUAUAAUAUAUAUAUUCACAUGACAUACAGUUAUUAACCUUCAUAGUUGGAUUAUAAGGUAAUUUAUUCACCUUCGAACCUAAUCUCUUCCAGACCGAUGACAUUUGUGAAAUGUCUCCUCAUUGUAUGUAUUCGAACUGUGUAAGCUUGUCCCCUCCCUCUUUCACUCGGUGUGUGUGUGUGUGCGUGCGCGCGUGCGUGUACAUUUUUAUGAACAUGCCUGAUUUUUCUUAUUGUUUUUGUUCUGUCGAGAAAGAAACAAAGAGGGCCAGUACAAAAUGCCACUUGAGUAUUUGUGCAAUAUGAUGAGGUUAACUUGUAUGUAAUGUCGAUAUGAAGUUUUGUAAGUCGCUGUAUGAUAUCCUUACUUUGAGCCCUCUAUUCUUAACAUGCCUUAGUCUUUUAUGUAUUUAAAGAACUGGGACAAAUUCCAAUCGAAGCACUUAUUAAAUGCAUUGAAUUUGUUUUGUGUAUUAAUCAUAUUUUUUUUUAUAUCUGCAUAUUGGUAUGUGUUUCAGUGUUACAUGUUACAGUCUGUUACAUUUGGUCUUGUUGGUUUUUACCACUAUUUGAUUUUUACCCUAACUGUAAAAAAAACAAAAACCCUUGCAGUCUUGAAAACAGAUCGGCAAGAUAAUUCUGAGCGCAACUUCUCACCACAAAGUCAGUCAGUCAUCAUCUAACCGCUUUAUCCUCCACCAGAGGGUCGCGGGGGGUGCUGUGCCAAUCUCAGCUACAUCGGGCGAUAGGCGGGGUACACCCUGGACAGUUCGCCAGUCCAUCGCAGGGCCACACACAGAUAGAGACAAACAACCAUUCACUCUCACACUCACUCCUACGGUCAAUUUAGAGUGUCCAAUUUACCUAUUCCCCACAUUGCAUGUUUUUGGACUGUGGGAGGAAGCCGGAGUACCCGGAGAGAACCCACGCACACAUGGGGAGGAAGGCCCUUGUUCCAACCGGGGCUCGAAUCCGGGUCUUCUCGCUGCAAGGCGAGAGUGCUAACCACUAUACCACCGUGUGGCCCUCACCACAAAGUAUUAUAGUUAAAUGUGCUGCAAUCCGCCAUAUUCUAGAGGUCAAAUUACUCAUGUUUUUUGUUUGUUAGGUAAACAUUAUAUAUCCGAAUGUGAAAUCAACAGGCUGACAGUUAAUCCAUUUGUUAACCCUACAAAUGUAUUCAUUAUCUCUGACCACAGCGUCCUCCUACUCAGACACUCAGACAUUUAAUGGACUAUAUGUGCGUCUGUGUAUGCACGUAUAUGCGCCAUAUUCCCUGUAUUUGAAAGUCUGUGUGUAGGUGUGCAACAGACGAUACAGUAUAUAUAAUGGGUUAUCUGAUAGCCUCCAUCCUCUGAAAAGUGUCUGUAAUUCACACCACAAAGAUAUGUCAGAAUGUCAGCUUUGAUCGUAUAAAAUGCUGUUAUCUCCGUGCCUUAACCCUUCUACCAUUGAAAAUGGGUCCAAACGUGUUCUGCGCCGAAAGUAUUCCAACUGAUGUUUUGUAUUUUGUAUGUUGUCCCUGAGGAAAUACAGUAUCAGUGUUGUCUGGAUUUAUCUUAAUAAAGUGAAUAUGACAAAGUCUA
Messenger RNA from Solea senegalensis (Senegalese sole), 5627 nucleotides. It is a transcript of the gene eng, whose product is annotated as endoglin. Lineage: Eukaryota; Metazoa; Chordata; Actinopteri; Pleuronectiformes; Soleidae. The record is from RefSeq and is a predicted model, not a curated record. The transcript is spliced from 14 exons. The coding region runs from base 238 to 1929 and encodes 563 amino acids.